AUGAUUAAUGCAGUACUCGUCUUCAACAACAAUGGCCAGCCACGCCUGACCAAGUUCUACACCCAGUUGACCCGCAAGCGCCUGCAACUUCCUCCCCCUCCCCCCCCACUCCUCUCCCAACAAGGUUCAUCCAACUCCUCCUCGGCCGGGCCCUCCGACGCCCCCACCCAAAUCACCUACCGCACCUAUGCCACGCUCUCAUUCAUCAUGAUCUCCACCUCAACAGAGUCCCCGCUCGCCCUAAUCGAUCUAAUCCAAGUCUUCGUCGAAUCACUGGACCGCAUGUUCGAGAAUGUCUGCGAGUUAGACCUGAUCUUCGGCUAUGAGACCAUGCACGCGGUAUUGAGCGAGAUGAUUGUCGGCGGCGUCGUUGUCGAGACUAAUACCGAGAAGAUCAUUGCUGGUGUGCGUAGCCAGGAGGGUACUACGGGCAAGAGGAGGGCUGUUCAGGCUGCGAGUACGAGUCUUGGGCGUGGAGCGCUGCCGGGACUGGGUGCUUGGCGGUGA
Penicillium waksmanii is the source of this 507-nucleotide messenger RNA. Its product is annotated as putative AP-3 adaptor complex subunit sigma. Lineage: Eukaryota; Fungi; Ascomycota; Eurotiomycetes; Eurotiales; Aspergillaceae. The coding region runs from base 1 to 507 and encodes 168 amino acids. Gene Ontology annotation, biological process: protein transport; vesicle-mediated transport. The transcript is spliced from 2 exons. The record is from RefSeq and is a predicted model, not a curated record. Gene Ontology annotation, cellular component: intracellular membrane-bounded organelle.